Messenger RNA from Microtus oregoni (creeping vole), 3717 nucleotides. It is a transcript of the gene Nt5m, whose product is annotated as 5',3'-nucleotidase, mitochondrial. Gene Ontology annotation, molecular function: 5'-nucleotidase activity. The record is from RefSeq and is a predicted model, not a curated record. Gene Ontology annotation, biological process: pyrimidine deoxyribonucleotide catabolic process. Lineage: Eukaryota; Metazoa; Chordata; Mammalia; Rodentia; Cricetidae. The coding region runs from base 158 to 820 and encodes 220 amino acids. The transcript is spliced from 5 exons.
GCAGCAACCCGCGUUCGCGCUCACCCUCUCCGGGCGCGUAUCGCUUUAAGGGCGGCGGGGCUGCGCGCGGGCCUCGCUCUGGGCCGGAGCCUGCGCGUCCGUGUCCCCGGCGAAGGCUGCGUCUGCCGCGGACUCAGGGCGACGAGCAAGCGGGGCGAUGCUCAGGUUGCGCGGUUGCUGCGCGCGUCCCCGCGGCGCUCCGGUCCGGAAUGAGCGGAGCCGGGCGGGCAGCCGCGCCCUGCGGGUGCUGGUGGACAUGGACGGCGUGCUGGCGGACUUCGAGGGCGGCUUCCUCCGGAAGUUCCGCGCGCGCUUCCCGGACCUGCCCUUCGUGGCGCUGGAGGACCGGCGCGGCUUCUGGGUGUCGGAGCAGUACGGACGUCUGCAGCCUGGGCUGAGCGAGAAAGCCGUCAGCAUCUGGGAGUCAAAGGAUUUCUUCUUUGAACUUGAGCCUCUGCCAGGAGCCGUGGAAGCUGUGAAGCAGAUGGCCAACCUGCAGAACACUGAUGUCUUCAUCUGCACAAGCCCCAUCAAGAUGAUCAAGUACUGUCCCUAUGAGAAGUACGCCUGGGUGGAGAAGCACUUCGGCCCUGACUUUCUGGAACAGAUUGUGUUGACCAGAGACAAGACCGUGGUCUCUGCCGACCUUCUCAUAGAUGACCGGCCGGACAUCACAGGGGCCGAGCCACAUCCCAGCUGGGAGCACAUCCUCUUCACCUCCUGCCACAAUCAUCACCUGCAGCUGAAGCCCCCUCGCCGGAGGCUGCACUCGUGGGCAGAUGACUGGAAGGCCAUCUUGGACAGCAAGCGGCCCCGCUGAGGGCUGCACUGCGGCUCUCUCGUGGUCCAGUGUGGGGCUCGCAGCUCAUGACUGGACAGCAAGCAGUUUGCUGAGGGCUGUGCUGCAGCUCCCUGGCAUUUCCUGGAGGACCCAAUGGAUCCUUGAUCAAGACAACCUCUCGACACACUCCCCUUCCUCUCCUGGCCCAGUCCUUUACCUGAUCUUGGGGCAGGGCUGGGAGAAAGGCAUUUGCUCUCGGGCAACUUGGCCUAGCCUCAGGCAGGGGCCAUGCCACUGCCUCCCACUGCUUACAAUAGGGUGUUCUCUAAGGAACGGAGGGGCCCUGGUUCAGGAUCUGUGGCCUUUGCAAGGUAAAGAGUGCCAGGGGCAGAUGACAGAGGGUCCCCUGGUAGACACGUGCCCUUCCAACUCUAACUUGGCGCCUUGUCCAACCUGCCCACUUAGUCUGUUCUCUCUCCUCCUGGUGUUCAGUGGCCACCAGGCUCUCUUGGAGGCCAACAGUGACCCUGCCUAUGGCCAAUGCUGUGGUCUCUUUCUCUGGUGUCCCUAGAUCCUAUUCACGGCCCAGCAAGGAGCCAGCAGGCUUGAUCAUUUGUUGACCAUGUGAGAAACAAAUGCCAUUCACAUGUAGCUGCGGCCUUCUCUAGCACCUGCCCCAGAAUGAUCUCGUGUCCACCAGCCUGUGAUGUAAGCAUCUGGGAGUCCCCCAUGGACAGAGGUGGGCAUAGCUCUCCUUUGUGGUCCUCACGUGGUACCACGUGGGCGCAAGGGCGAAAUGGCCUCAAUGGCAGCACAGCUGGCAGCCUGAUGGUUCCUUUUGGUCCCAUUCGUCUGAGGGAGGCCCUGCUUCCCUCAAGCCCAGUACCUCACACAUGUUCUCCUAACCCUGAGUCAGGCACAGGGCCUUCUCUAUGCUUUCCUCAAGGCCAAGUUUCCAUAGGCCUAGAAGCUGUUGUCACAGCCUCAGCGCAUGUUCCUUUUGGGCUGGGUCCUUGGGAGGUGACACUUGAACCAACUCCCCACUCCUUGAGAAUUUUAGAAACGGUGCCAUUGGAGACCAGCUGCAUCCUCAGAACCCUUACCAGAGAUGGGCUGGAGACCAGCUGCAUCCUCAGAACCCUUACCAGAGAUGGGCUAGAGACCAGCUGCAUCCUCAGAACCCUUACCUGAGAUGGGCAUGAUGGCAUGCACCUGUUUUCUCAGCACUUAGGUUGGCACAGGAGUGUUGCUGUGGAUUCAAGACCAGUUAGGGUUGCAUAGCAAAGCCCUGUCUAAAAACAUUAAAAACCAGGACCCCAGUUUGUUUCCUGGCCUUCAUACUACACCUUCAGCACCUGUGGCAGGUGAUCUUCUGACUGCCUAGGAACCGGGCUAGGUAGACAAAAAAAUGUGGGCGACAACCCUGCUUUCAGAGCUGGCCAGGAAUUCCGUUUCCCGUUUUUUGUCUUAAGAGCUCAUUUCUGUCACCCAGGCUAGGUAGGGAGGUCCCGGACAUCCACCACCCAGUCUGGAGAAGGAUGCCCCAGAAACCCACUGCUUGAGCCCCUCUUGACUUGGCCUUAUGUAGCUUUCCAUAGUACCUCCCCACUGUUACCCUCAGGCUGGUUGGGGGCCCUGCCAGUGCCGUGCAGGAAACGUGGCAGUUGUGUCUCUCGAUCCUGGAACUCUGGCUCAGGCAGGGCAGCUUCUGGUGAUGCCUUGACCUGGGGGCCUGGAAGAAAGCCAGUCCCUGGAGUGUGGGCUCUGUGCCUGCUCCAGAGACCCUGUGUUAUCUGACGUAAGAUCUCACUCCCACACGCCAUCUAUGCAGGACCAGGAAACAGUGUGAUAAACGAGGUGGGUGAACUCGUUCCUGUGACUCCUGCUGGCUGGGCCCGGCUCUCUCUUUCCUGUCAGCCAUACGGCCUGCUUUCCCGUGAUCCUUAUGCUGCCGAAUGCCAAGUCUCCUCUUAGAGUGACCUGGGCGGUCUGGGGCCUUGUAGCCUCCAGCUGUCGCAGUGAGGGAAUUCUCUUUGCCUGUGACCUUCAGUGACAGGUUGGGGAUGGUCUGUCAUGUACCUCCUAAGUACCUGAGCUUUUGCCAAGUCAGAGGUCACAGCAACAAAUGAGGCUCACUCAGCCCUGCCUUGAAAAUACUGUGUGUGAUUCUAGUUCAGGGAACAGAAACCAGGGCCGCUCGUUGCUAUCCAGAGUCUGCCCCGCCAAUGACAGACAACCCUGCUGUCUUAGUUAAGGGUACUCGUUCUAUGAUGAAACACCAUGACCAAAAAGAAAGUUGGGGAGGAAAGUAUUUAUUUGACUUAUUCUUCCAGUUGUAGUCAGUCCAUCACUGAGGGAAAUCAGGACAGGAACUCAAACAGGGCAGGAACCUGGAGGCAGGAGCUGAUGCAGAGGCCAUGGAGGGGUGCUGUUUACUGUCUUGCUCAGCCUGCUUCCUCAUAGAACCCAGAACCAUCUACCUUGGGAUGGCACCAACCACAAUGGGCCAGCCCUCCCCCAUCAAUUACUAAGAAAAUGCCCUACAGCCAGAUCUUAUGGAGGCUUUUUCUCAAUUGAGCAUCCCUCCUUUCAUGUAGCUCUAUCUUGUGUCAAGUUGACAUAAAACUAGCUACCACAACUGACCCCUUGUCAACUGGACACACAAAUCACUGUUAAGCCACAGCCUUUCCUUCCUUCUUCAUCCCCAAGAUCACACGUUAAUAUGGAUCUCACAAUAUAAAAUAUUUCAAACUUAAAAGCCUCACUGCCUCACAGUUUUGAACAUUUACAAUAUCCAAAGUCUCAACAGUGGACUCCUAUAAAAUAAAAAAUAAGUUAUUCUUUUUUUUUUUUUUUUACGUCAAGAAGUAAGAGCCAGGGCAUAGUCAUAAUCUGAACAAGGCAAAACAAAACUCCAGCUUUAAAAACUAGGUAUC